AUGCUGUUUAGCUACUACCACGUGCAUCACGCCGCACCCGACGGCAUUGUGGUGCAGCUUCCAGGCAACGGCGGGUUUGGAAGGUUGACCGUUGAGACAUUAGGUGGUGACCUUCUCGCGGAGAAACUCCUCAAACGCCUUGCCUCGCGCGAACAGGUGCAGGCCGUGGCACGACGCACGCGUGAUUCGCAGCAGUAUCGCCUUCUUAGCAUACAACUGCGCGAGCUCUGGAGCGAUGUUGCGACGUACCCGCCGCCCGUGGCAACGCUGCUACCUAAUUUGUUUCGAAAAAAUGUGUUGAUUGGUUUAGGUACCACCACAAUGGCACGGGUCGUGAAGGCUUCCCCGGAGCGUGGGGCGGUGCUUUCCAUUGCCGGCGGGCUCACCGCCUUGGCAGCGCUUGAGCACGUCCCGGGGGAUGCCGGGACUGUGGAGGUGCGGCUGCUCAACUACGACGUUCAGACCGGCGUCGCCAAUGUCACGGCACGGUCGGAGGUGGUAGAGCGUACCCCUAGCGAUGUGGUCGCCAUGCAAACGCUCCUCUCCGGCCUGCAGGUGGGCGGUGUGGUGUCCGCUACAGUGCUGCUUUCAUGCACAGAUGACCACUGCGCCGUUGUUGAGGUUGCAUGCGGCGAGAGCAGCCUGGUUGGGUACUAUGUUUACAAUUGGCCGGGCACCGCCGCCCCCGGUGAGCCCCCCGUUGUGGGAACAUCUAUGCAGCUCGUGAUUGAGUUUGUGCCGCACGAAUCGUUGCUGCAGGAGGUUCUUCCCUUUCUUGUGCUUUCAAGCUGUCGCACCGUUUUUACGCUGCCGCAGUGGCGUAGCGCACCGUUGCCAGCAGGCGAGAGGGGUCUCCUCGGAUUUUUCCCCUGGCGUGACUGCAAACGACAACACGGAGCUGGAGAGAAACAACACCAACAGCGACACCCCGAAACCGAGAGCGACGAGGAUGACGACGAUGGUGAUGGUGGCGCCGCCAAAAAUGCGGGCGGGGAACACAAACUGCGCAAGCGAAAACUUGAGGAGGUCAUUGACGCCUAUGAGCGUUCGAUGGAAACAGCUGUGCCAUCCUCACCGGAGGAGUUCCAGCGCUUGCUGCUGGCUGCACCCAACAACAGUUAUUUGUGGGUUCAGUGGAUGGCGCAUCAUCUUGCACUUCAGCAGCAGGAGGAGGCUCGGCUGGUGGCGGAAAAGGCGCUGAGUACCAUCGGUGUUCGCGAGACACAGGAGCGUAUGAACGUCUGGGUGGCAUACAUGAAUCUUGAGAAUCUGCAUGGUACGGCGGAAUCUCUUUCGGCUGUGUUUAAGCGAGCGAUUCAGCAUGCUUCUGAUCAAAUUGUCGUGUACGAGCGCCUUGCCGACAUUUUUGCCGCCACCCGCAAGCCAAAUCAACUCCUGGCCUUGUGUCGUACCAUGGUCUCGAAGUUUCGUAAUGAACCACAUACGUGGGAACGACUCGGUGUGGUGCUCAUAGACCAGAAAAAACGCGACCAGUUGAAGCGCAUGGUGAAGGAUAUGGGAGGUGCGCUGCGUCGGGACGCCUACGCGCUGACCGUCGUGCGCCUCGCCAUACACGAGUACAAAAGUGGCGGCGUUGAGAAUGGCCGCGCGUUAUUUGAGGGUCUGGUUGUGCGAAUGCCCAAGAAGUCGGAUGUGUGGUCGGCGUACUUGGAUCAAGAAAUGGCGCUUCUUGUGCGCCGUGACGCCUCCGCGGCCGUGUCCAUUGUUCGGACGUUGCUGGAGCGGGCGGUGUCCACGAACUUCUCUGCAAAGGUGAUGCAGCAGUUCCUUACACGCUUCAUGUCAUUUGAGCGGGCCUACGGCACACCCGCGGACGUGGAAAAGGUCAAGGCCCGCGCACGAAGUUACGUGGAGGCGAAAAUUCAUGCGUCGGUAGGAGAAGGAAAUGGCGGUGGCGGUGGCGGUAUUUCCACCACCCACACGAGCACAACGCACAACCGUAAUAACACUAACAAUGGCAAUAAUGCCAACCAAGAGACUGCAGCCGAAAAUGACGAGACGGAGGAAUUGUGA
This is a messenger RNA of Trypanosoma rangeli, 2034 nucleotides long. RefSeq names its product rRNA biogenesis protein. Gene Ontology annotation, molecular function: protein binding; RNA binding. NCBI's taxonomy places the organism in Eukaryota, Euglenozoa, Kinetoplastea, Trypanosomatida, Trypanosomatidae. Gene Ontology annotation, biological process: rRNA processing. Gene Ontology annotation, cellular component: nucleolus; small-subunit processome. The coding region runs from base 1 to 2034 and encodes 677 amino acids. The record is from RefSeq and is a predicted model, not a curated record. The transcript has a single exon.